GCCGCCUGGGUCGCCAUUUUGUACCUCCCGUCCCCCCUCCUUUUGCCGGCCCGGCCUGCGUGGAGUGCCUCGUGCUGAGGGGGGGGCCUCGCAGAAACGGGAGGCGGCGGCGGCGGCGGGGAGGCCUUUUGAGGCGGAGCCUGGCGAGGGAGGGGCGCACGGCGCGGGGGGGCCCCCAUGGCGAAGAAAACCUACGACCUGCUCUUCAAGCUGCUGCUGAUCGGCGACUCGGGCGUCGGCAAGACCUGCGUGCUCUUCCGGUUCUCCGACGAUGCCUUCAACACCACCUUCAUCUCCACUAUCGGGAUAGAUUUCAAGAUCAAAACAGUUGAAUUGCAAGGAAAGAAGAUCAAGCUACAGAUAUGGGACACGGCAGGGCAGGAGCGGUUUCACACUAUCACCACCUCCUACUACAGGGGUGCCAUGGGAAUCAUGCUAGUGUAUGACAUCACCAAUGCCAAAAGCUUUGAAAACAUCAGCAAAUGGCUCAGAAACAUAGAUGAGCAUGCCAAUGAAGACGUGGAGAGGAUGCUGCUAGGAAACAAGUGUGACAUGGAAGAUAAGAGGGUGGUACCAAAAGCAAAAGGCGAGCAGAUUUCAAGGGAGCACGGGAUUAGGUUUUUCGAAACUAGUGCAAAAGCAAAUAUAAACAUUGAGAAGGCAUUCCUCACGUUAGCAGAAGACAUUCUUCGAAAGACCCCUGUAAAAGAGCCCAACAGUGAAAAUGUAGAUAUCAGCAGUGGAGGAGGAGUGACAGGCUGGAAGAGCAAGUGCUGCUGAAUGUGUUCCCUUCACCAAGCGUCAUCCACCGCCCCUCCUCUUCUUGCUGCGGAGUAAACCACUUUGCCCAUUUUAACCUUAAAUAUUUUUUUGUUCCUCAUCUUAACACGGCUCCCUUAUUCUUCUUCUGUUUUAGGAGAGCUCGCUGACUAUAACGUUCUUGAAACAAACUGUAUUAAAAAGAAAAUCAUGUCUCAAUUCCUCUCUUUUUCCCCCUUUUUCUUUUCUUUUCUUUUUUAAAUGUACCAGCUCCAACUCAGCAUCACGUUCUGGUUGUAUUAUAGUCCGGUCUUAACCUUAAAACUUAGAGCAAUCAUUUCCGCUCCAGCCUGCAAAUUGUACGAGAAUAAAACUUUAGCAUUAACAGUUUCUUUUGUACAACAGUGGGGUUUUUGUUAUGAAUAAUGUGCUUAAGUCACUAUAUUUGCAUCAGUAAAAAAAAAAUCAUUCGCCUUGAGUAUGUAAAUGGGGUUUAUUUUGUCCUGUGCCUUAUGUGGAAAGGAACUUUGGUUCUCCCCCCUCCCCCUUUCCGUAUUCCGGUUGAAGCACGAGCAGGAGAUCAUGCCA
This is a messenger RNA of Euleptes europaea (tarantolino), 1347 nucleotides long. It is a transcript of the gene RAB10, whose product is annotated as RAB10, member RAS oncogene family. NCBI's taxonomy places the organism in Eukaryota, Metazoa, Chordata, Lepidosauria, Squamata, Sphaerodactylidae. The record is from RefSeq and is a predicted model, not a curated record. Gene Ontology annotation, cellular component: Golgi apparatus; insulin-responsive compartment; recycling endosome. Gene Ontology annotation, molecular function: GTPase activity; GTP binding. Gene Ontology annotation, biological process: cellular response to insulin stimulus. Bases 178 to 780 code for a protein of 200 amino acids. The transcript is spliced from 6 exons.